AAGUCUGCGCCGCUCUGGGGAUGCUGCUGUGCUUAAGUGCUGGACAGAGUACCAAGAGAAAAAGCUCGGAUAUUGUCUCAAGGAUAUUCUGUAUGCGGGAAAUUGAACCCGUUUUCGUUGAGCCACAUCAAGAACACAGACGUAACAUUUGAGGGAUACAUUGUUAGCCCACCAGGUAGCUGUGGUUAGCCAUGGAGGAUGGUAAGCCAGUGUGGGCGCCCCACCCCACCGAUGGGUUCCAGCUGGGCAUGAUUGUGGAUAUCGGAGCUGACACCCUCGCCAUCGAACCACUCAACCAGAAGGGCAAGACCUUUCUGGCUCCUAUGAACCAAGUGUUCCCUGCUGAGGAAGACGUCAACAAACAUAUGGAGGAUAACUGUUCUCUUAUGUACCUGAAUGAAGGCACGCUCUUAAACAACGUCCGAGUGCGGUAUAGUAAAGACAAGAUCUAUACAUACGUGGCCAACAUCUUGAUUGCGGUGAACCCUUACUAUGACAUCCCCAAACUGUACGUUCCAGAGACCAUCAAGUCUUAUCGUGGCCGGUCCCUGGSCACUCUACCACCUCACGUCUACGCAAUCGCGGACAAGGCCUACCGGGACAUGAGAGUCCUGAAGAUGAGCCAGUCUAUCAUAGUGUCUGGAGAAUCUGGGGCCGGGAAGACAGAAAACACAAAGUUUGUCCUCAGAUAUUUAACAACGUCAUACGGCACCGGGCAAGAUAUUGAUGAGAGGAUUGUUGAAGCAAACCCCCUGCUUGAGGCCUUUGGAAACGCCAAGACAGUCCGGAAUAACAACAGCAGUCGUUUUGGGAAAUUUGUGGAAAUCCACUUCAAUGAAAAGAAUAAUGUGGUAGGUGGCUUCGUGUCCCACUACCUGCUGGAAAAGUCAAGGAUCUGCAUGCAGAGUAAAGAGGAGAGGAACUACCACAUCUUCUACAGGCUGUGUGCCGGAGCCUCUGAAGACAUCAGACAGAAGCUGCACCUUGACUCCCCUGACAGCUUCAGGUAUUUGAAUCGAGGAUGCACAMGAUACUUUGCCAGCAAGGACACAGACAAACAGAUCAUGCAGAAUCGCAAGAGUCCUGAGCAUGUGAAGCUCGGCGCCCUGAAGGACCUUCUGCUGGACGACCAGGGAGACUUCAACAGGAUGUGCGGGGCCAUGAAGAAGAUUGGCCUGGACGACACGGAGAAGCUGGACCUGUUCAGGGUGGUGGCCGGGGUGCUGCACCUGGGCAACGUCGACUUUGAGGAGACUGGGAGCACAUCGGGCGGCUGCAUCCUGAUGAACCAGUCCAGUCCGACACUAGCCCACUGUGCUGACCUGCUGGGUUUGGACCAGGAAGACCUGAGAGUCAGCCUCACCACCAGGGUCAUGCUCACAACAGCAGGGGGCGCAAAAGGAACAGUUAUCAAGGUGCCUCUGAAGGUGGAACAGGCAAACAAUGCCCGGGACGCCCUGGCCAAGGCCGUGUACAGCUGUCUCUUCGAUCACGUGGUCAGGAGGGUCAACCAGUGCUUCCCCUUCAACACCUCCUCCAACUUCAUUGGGGUGCUGGAUAUCGCUGGUUUUGAGUAUUUUGAGCACAACAGCUUUGAGCAGUUCUGCAUCAACUACUGUAACGAGAAGCUGCAGCAGUUCUUCAACGAGCGCAUACUUAAAGAGGAGCAAGAGCUGUAUCAGAAGGAGGGACUGGGAGUCAGUGAAGUUCAUUAUGUCGACAACCAGGACUGUAUAGACCUGGUGGAAGCCAAGCUGGUGGGCAUCCUGGACAUUCUGGAUGAAGAGAACCGCCUACCACUGCCCAGCGACCAGCACUUUGCAGAGGCCAUCCACAGCAAGCACAAAGACCACUUCAGACUGACGGUUCCUAGGAAGUCCAAGCUGGCUGUCCACAGGAACGUCAGAGAUGAUGAAGGAUUCAUCGUCAGACACUUUGCCGGAGCCGUGUGCUACGAGACGACCCAGUUUGUAGAGAAGAAUAAUGAUGCUCUCCAUAUGUCCUUGGAGAGCCUGGUGUGUGAGUCCAAGGAUAAGUUUGUGAGGGAGCUUUUUGAGAACUCCAACAACAGCAAGGACUCCAAACAAAAGGCUGGCAAACUCAGCUUUAUCAGUGUGGGCAACAAAUUCAAGACCCAGUUGAACGUACUACUGGAGAAGCUUCGCAGCACUGGUUCCAGCUUCAUUCGCUGUGUGAAACCCAACUUGAAGAUGGUGAGCCACCAGUUUGAAGGAGCCCAGAUUCUGUCUCAGCUGCAGUGUUCAGGCAUGGUGUCAGUGCUGGACUUGAUGCAGGGAGGCUUCCCCUCCCGAGCCCCCUUCCAUGAGCUCUACAACAUGUACAAACAGUACAUGCCUGACAAGCUCACACGACUGGACCCCAGGCUCUUCUGCAAGGCUUUGUUCAAAGCACUGGGGCUGAAUGAGAAUGACUACAAGUUUGGUUUGACCAGAGUGUUCUUCCGCCCUGGGAAGUUUGCGGAGUUUGACCAGAUCAUGAAGUCGGACCCGGACCACCUGGCAGAGCUGGUGAAGAAGGUCAACCAGUGGCUGGUCAUCAGCCGUUGGAAGAAGGUCCAGUGGUGCUCCCUUUCUGUCAUCAAAUUGAAGGAGAAGAUGAAGUAUCGUGCCUCUGCCCUUGUUAAGAUUCAGAAGACCGUCCGCAUGUGGCUCUGUAAGAAGAAACAUAAGCCACGCGUCGAUGGCAUGGUGAAGGUGCGUAACCUGAAGAUGCGUAUGGAACGCUUCAACGAGGUGGUGGGCGCUCUGAAGGAGGGCAAGCAGGAGAUGGCCCAGCAGGUCCAGGAGCUGGGGGCCUCCAUCGACACCUUCAUGGCCAAUAUCAAGGCCACAGUGAUGACCAGGAAGGAGAUUGACCAGGAGUACCAGGGGCUGGUGAAGAGCUUGGAGCAGCUGCUCUCCUCCAUGCAGAAGAAGAAGCAGGAGGAAGACGAGAUGGAGAGGCUGCGGCGCAUCGAAGAGGAGAUGGAAAGAGAGAGGAAGAGGAGGGAGGAGGACGACCAGCAACAGCAGCAGGAGGAGAACGACAGAAAGAAGAAAUCAGAGAUGGAGCAUAAGAGGAAGCAGGAGGAGGAGGAGAGGAAGAGGAGGGAGGAAGAAAAGAAGAUUAUGCAGGCGGAGAUGGACAUCCAGAUAGCGCUGGAGCGGGAGGAGGACGUCCAGCGAUCUGCCUUGUUGGAGCAGGAGAGGAGAGACAGAGAGCUGGCCUUGAGGAUCGCCCAGAGCGAAGCCGAACUCAUCAACGACGAGGUCCAGAUGGACCCCAGUCUGCGCAGCAAUGGGUCUUUCUCAGGUCUCUAUCCAAACACAGUGAGAGCCAUGGGUUCACAGGUGCAGGCACUCAAAGCCGGUGGCGUGAAGAAGUACGACCUGAGCAAGUGGAAGUACGCCGAGCUGCGGGACGUCAUCAACACCUCGUGCGAUAUUGAGCUGCUGGCGGCAUGCAGGGAGGAGUUCCAUCGCCGUCUCAAGGUCUACCACGCCUGGAAAUCCAAGAACAAGAAGCGUGACACAGCUGCUGAGCAGAGGGCCCCCAAAUCUAUCACUGACUACGCCCAACAGAACCCGGCCCCGGCCGUGGCCACCCAGCAGCAGGAGAUGGCCAUGAACCGCCAGCAACGAUACUUCCGCAUUCCCUUCAUCCGGCCCGCUGACCAGUACAAGGACCCCCAGAACAAGAAGAAGGGCUGGUGGUACGCCCACUUUGAUGGGCCCUGGAUCGCCAGGCAGUUGGAACUGCACCCAGACAAGCAGCCCAUCCUGCUGGUGGCAGGGAAAGACGACAUGGAGAUGUGUGAGCUAAGCCUGGAAGAGACCGGGCUGACCCGGAAGAGAGGGGCUGAGAUCCUGCCUCGGCAGUUUGAGGAGAUCUGGGAACGCUGCGACGGGAUCACAUACCUGCGAAAUGCCAUUGAAAGCAAGCAGGCCAGGCCCACGUAUGCCACAGCCAUGCUACAGAACCUCCUCCAGUGAGCCAGAGGGACCACCCAUGUCCAUAGGCUCAGUAGGAAUGCAAUAAAUAAAGGGAAAAGGGCAGAAGCACCCUCUAUCAUAGCAGCCUUUCAGGCUAAUGCAGGGUUUCCCAAACCAAGGGGUACAUGUUUUAGUUUUUGCCCUAGCACUACA
Molecule: messenger RNA, 4145 nt
Organism: Salvelinus sp. IW2-2015
Lineage: Eukaryota; Metazoa; Chordata; Actinopteri; Salmoniformes; Salmonidae
Source: RefSeq, a predicted model, not a curated record